AUGGAUUCUGUCAAGGGAAAAGUAGUUUUUGUGCUUGGUGCUCCUGGAGCAGGAAAGGGAACGCUCACCAAAAAGCUCGCCCGCAAGUAUGGAUUCAGGCAUCUGUCCAUAGGAGAUCUCUUACGACAAAUUGUGGUAUCGCCAAAUGCAGAUGACACAGUUGUCGAGUAUGUUCGACGCGGAGAGCUCUUGACUACAGAGAUGCUCUUCCCCAUCCUGAAGCCACACGUUGAUUCAGGCGGCGUUACCAUCAUGGAUGGUUUUCCUCGACACCUCGACCAAGCAAAGGAAUUCGAACAACAAUUUCAACAUCCUACCGUAGUUCUGUUCUUCGACUGCCCCAAAGAAAGCGCCGAAGCUCGAGUGCUCCAGAGAAAGCAAGGCCGCGAAGGAGAUAAUGCCGAGACUUUCAGAAAGAGAUAUGCCGAGUUUCAAGAAUUGAACCCCUCUCUACUUGCUUACUACGAGCAGGCCGGAAAGCUCAUCACGGUAAUACAAGAUGCUGCAACGUGA
Trichoderma harzianum CBS 226.95 is the source of this 513-nucleotide messenger RNA. RefSeq lists its product as hypothetical. Bases 1 to 513 code for a protein of 170 amino acids. Gene Ontology annotation, cellular component: cytoplasm. The transcript is spliced from 4 exons. The record is from RefSeq and is a predicted model, not a curated record. Gene Ontology annotation, molecular function: AMP kinase activity; ATP binding. Gene Ontology annotation, biological process: nucleobase-containing compound metabolic process. Lineage: Eukaryota; Fungi; Ascomycota; Sordariomycetes; Hypocreales; Hypocreaceae.